AUGGCAUUGAAUCCGGAAGAUCUCGGUAGUGGGUUCCGGCAUAGCAAGGUGUCAAUGUUCAUCAACGAACAAAUGGCCAAGCAUGACAAAGGCCCUGAUUUCUACCUUGAGAACCUGUCCCUGACCUGGGAAGAGGUGGAAGACAAGCUCAAAGUCAUCCUGGAGGAUAGCGCUGUGCCUAUCGAGGCUCGAGAAGCCUGUGCCUGGGGCACCCUGGCCUUGGGUGUUCGCUUUGCUCACAGGCAAGGCUGCUUACAGGGGCACGGGGUGCAGUGGCUGCAAGACCUAUCUAACCUGCAUAAGGUGGCUACACUCUCCUUGUCAUCAGGCUCGAGUCAGCUCACCCACCAGCAAGAGAUGGAGCGGAAGGAGGUGGCUCUCCAGCUUCAAAUGGCCCAGGCCAAAUUGGAAGAGGUGAAGAGAGAACGAGACCUGCUGAAACUGAAGAUGCUACAAACAGUAAGAUUGUCACCUGGCCCUGUCUUGCCCAUGCCCAUCCCACCCCUAUGUCAGUACCCCAUUCCCCAAACAGGUUUUAACCCUAUCUACUUCUCCCUAGGAGCUGAGGGCUCUCCCAGGCACAGUAAGACCCGCUAUGACCAUCACUCCUGCUUUCAGAACCGGGACAGGCACACAGUGGUCAGAUUUGCCACCCCUGUGAAGAUUCUGAAAGACUACAGAGGAUGCCAGCAGCAGGUGCAAGCAUGGACUUCUGCAAUUAUAUGGCCUCUUAACAAAAGCUUUCCUAGUCCUCAGUGGGUGAAGCAGACAGAGCUCUGACCAGGAAACUCAGGCCACUGCUCCAAGGUGAGUUAGCAACUGAUAGUGCACAGAGGGUUUGCCAGUCUACAUGGGCCAAAGCACAGUGCUCUCUGGUGGGAUUCUCUCUUCUGACUCGGCAGCAUACUAAAUGGAGGAAAAUGUGGAUUUCAA
Molecule: messenger RNA, 933 nt
Organism: Acomys russatus (golden spiny mouse)
Lineage: Eukaryota; Metazoa; Chordata; Mammalia; Rodentia; Muridae
Gene: Tex13a
Product: testis expressed 13A
Exons: 2
Coding region: 1-780 (259 amino acids)
Source: RefSeq, a predicted model, not a curated record